GCUAAAUUUUUGACAAGCAAAAUUCUAUCAUUAUAAGUUGUGCACAAAAAGUUAAAAUAAGUCAUACGUGUGCCAUUGUGCGUGAAAAUCCGUCAAUAUACUGCCCAAUCAAGUUGCAGUGGCGGCCCUAAGUGGCAACGCGAAAGCGUCCCAAGCAAUAGAUUUAUUUAACCAAACAUCACCUGUGACCAAUGGCGUUGCUGUUGAUUAUGAUGAGCAGUGGCUUCGGUCAACCCUAAGUAGCAGCAGCGGCAGCAGCAACACGAACAACAUUGUAGAGCGACGCUUGACAGCUAUAAGGCGUGCAUUUGAUUUGAUUAACUAUACUUGCGACAAUAAAAAGAUCGACGGCGUGUGGGGCGCACUGCUGCUGCAACGCAAACUAAACGAUGUGCGUGAAUAUUUGUUAGCAAAUCAAGAAGAGCAAACGGAAUCCGAAGACGUUGAUGCGUUGCUGCAAGAGAUUGAUCAAAGGAUUCACGAACUGUCUAGCUGUACGGAUAGCGCCUCGUGCACGCAAUUCACACCCACUCACGAUCCGAUGGGCUUUGAUCUGUUUAAUAGAAUACGUCACUGGUUUCUGCUGGGCGGCCAGAGCGGUGCCAAGGAUCCGCACAAUAACGCCGCGACCAGCGACAAAACCAAUCGCAAGCGCAGGUUUACAAACUUUGAGAACGAUAACACAGCACCGCGUCUUAUUAAAUAUCGUCGUGUGCAUAAUUCAUUCCCCAAAUUUAUAACGAAUGAAGCAGAAGACUACGGCGACAUGACGGAUACUAGCAAGCGACCGGAGCAGCAGCUGCCGCAGAGCACUCAGUCGGCUGCUGGCUAUCAAACACAAACACAAAAGCGUCUUACCAUGUUCAAUGCACCACAGAUUAAACAGUUGCGUGUGCUUUAUAAUCCAGCUACUGUAACGCUUGAUCUAUCCGACGGCGACGAUGAGAACACAUCGCCUCUUCCACAAGAAAAGCAGCAAAGCAACAAAAGCCAUAUGUAUUCUGGAUUUAAUCACAUCAUGCGGGCUGGGGUUGACACGACCACGAGCACACAACGGGAACGCAGCAGCGCCGCAAGCACGCGUCCAAAUCUUUUAUACUCGGAGGCAUUGCGUUAUGGCACAAACGGUUUUGCUUCAGACUCUACACCUUCCUCCAUAAGUCCAGUGCACUCCGAGCCUCGGCUCAUGAACGGUCAUGACACUAGCUCUGGCAAUUCCAAUGCCAAUGCCAAUGCCAAUGCCAAUGUCAAUGAUAAUGUUAUACUGCUGGAGGAUCAGCGCAAUGAGCAUAAUCAAUAUGUGCAUUUGAUUAACAAUCUGAGUCUGGAAGAUCGUGAGCUUCCAAAUCAGCGCGCUGGCCCUACCACAAUAGAAACUAAAGCAACAGAGCCGCCGCCGUUGAGGCCACCACCACCGAUGCGCUUCAAUAUGAAUGGUGAUGAAUGGCUGCGUGGCUUGAUGAAGCCCAGCCCGGCUGUCCACAAUGAGCGCAGCGAGUAUGCCAAGUUUCUGAAGACUAAGGAGGCGCCACAAGCACAACUACAACCACCACCGCCACCGCCCUUGCUGCGCUACAAUAGCAAGGAUAACACCAUGGGCAGCAUCAUUAGUCUCAGCAGCUUAGACAACAGCAGCAGGGCCACAAAUGCAAUGGAUGAUAGCAAACUGAAAACUAGAAACCCCUCAAUGACUGGCGCAAAGACAGCUUCGUUGUCCGGGCAGCGUCCGUUAACCAAGGCACUGCAGAUGCGCUAUAGCACUUCCAUAUACUUUGCGGAUAACUUUACAGAACUCUUCAAGGAUAAGUGUGCUCGCGUACAACAGCAAUCGGUGCGAGAGAAGCAGCAUGCUUUGGAGAAUGCGGAGAAGUCUUCCCAGGAGCGUUGGGACAUUGAGCGCAAAUUGCGCGAGAGUAUGUCCAAACGUCGUUACUUGCCGCAAACCUUGUUUGUCCUGGAUAAAUAUCAAAGCGGUAAGCAGCAGCAGGAACAGUGCGAACCGCAAGUAUUCGCCCUAACCGGGGAGCAACAGCAACUCUAUAAUCAGAUCAUCCAGGGGCCUGGCCAUCAAGUGUUGGUUUCCAAAUUCAGUUUAAAUAUCACACGCAACGACAUUAGCACCUUGAUCGGUAGCAACUGGUUAAACGACGAGGUUAUAAACUUUUAUAUGAAUCUGUUAACGGAUCGCUCUCAGCAGAAAGAGGGACAGCUGCCGAGUGUUUAUGCCAUGAACACAUUCUUUGUGCCGCGCUUGCUUCAAACUGGUCACGGCGGUGUUAGGCGUUGGACACGCAAAGUGGAUAUAUUCAGCAAGGAUAUUAUUCCAGUGCCUGUGCAUGUCGGUGGCGUACAUUGGUGCAUGGCAAUUAUACAUAUGAAAAACAAAACUAUACGCUACUAUGACUCGAUGGGCAAGCCCAAUCAUGAAGUGCUUCAAGCCCUUGAGUGUUAUCUGCGUGAGGAGUCUUUGGAUAAACGUAAAAUCCCAUUCGAUACGAGCGGAUUCACAGUGGAGAAUGUGCCCAAUGUGCCGCAGCAAACAAAUGGCAGUGAUUGCGGCGUCUUCAGCUGCAUGUUCGCCGAGUUUAUAACGCGCAACAAGCCGCUUAAUUUCUCCCAACAACACAUGGAGUUUUUCCGCAAAAAAAUGGUGCUGGAAAUCUGCGGCGGCGAGCUGUGGAUGUAAUCGAACGGCUCUACUCCUCCUCUCCUCUCAUAAACAAAAUACCUAAGCUAAGUUUGUUCUAAUUUAAUUUAUUUCGUUUGCUGCACACUAUCAACGGCCGUCGACUAGUUGUGUUCCAAGUAUUGUAAUGAAACGUAGAUGAUUUUUUCCCAAAUUUUUCGAGGCGCGCGCAGUCCUUUAUGAAUAAAAAAUGUUUCAAUAAUACCCUUGAGUGGCUUUUUACGUUUCAUUUCAUGUAAAGAGUGUGGUAGAGAAUCAAGUUUAGCAUUAAUAAGUUAUUAACCUGUAAGUUACAAGAUACAAUCCAACUAAUCCCAAAAACUACUAAUAUUGUAUCAAAAAGCAGACAACAAAGAAACAACCAUA
This is a messenger RNA of Drosophila busckii, 3052 nucleotides long. RefSeq names its product sentrin-specific protease 2 (gene Ulp1). Gene Ontology annotation, cellular component: nucleus. Lineage: Eukaryota; Metazoa; Arthropoda; Insecta; Diptera; Drosophilidae. Bases 542 to 2686 code for a protein of 714 amino acids. Gene Ontology annotation, molecular function: deSUMOylase activity. Gene Ontology annotation, biological process: protein desumoylation. The record is from RefSeq and is a predicted model, not a curated record. The transcript is spliced from 6 exons.